AUGUCCGAGACCGUUCUAAUUACCGGCGCUUCAGGCUUUCUAGCCGCACACAUCAUCCAAGUAUUCCUUGAAGCUGGGUACAAAGUCCGUGGAACUGUCCGAUCCCCCUCGACUGCCGAAAGAGUCAAAUCUCGCUAUCCUCAGUUCGCCGACCAACUUUCAUUCUCGAUUGUUCCCGACAUUGCCGAGCCAGGGGCCUUCAACGAAGCCGUCAAGGGCGUAUCAGGCGUCAUCCACACCGCAAGCCCAUUCAUCCUUGAUGUGGAAGACAAUGAGAGAGACCUUCUCCAACCGGCUAUUCAAGGAACCCUCAAUGUUGUCAAAGCUAUUGCAGAAUAUGCUCCCACCGUGCGGCGCGUUGUCUUGACCUCGUCCUUUGCCGCGAUAUUAGACCUCACUCAGGGAUUGCGACCUGCAUACCGUUACACCGAGCAAGACUGGAACCCAUGCACAUAUGAAACAGCAAAGGAAACCUCAAAUGCUAGCAUAGCAUACUGUGCGUCCAAGGCGUUCGCUGAACGAAGCCUCUGGGACUGGGUGGCUGAACAGAAGCCCGGAUUUAGCGUGGUUACAAUCUGUCCGCCGUGGAUCUUUGGGCCGAGUGUUGAUAACGGUUCGGCGAAACUGAACGAGUCCACGGAGGUUAUCUGGAAGUUGAUCACCGGAGCUCGGAAAGAAGUUCCAGAGAAUGAUUUUGCUGCCUUUGCCAAUGUCAAGGAUGUUGCGCUGGCCCAUUUGAGGGCGUAUGUGAUGGAAGAGGCGGCUGGUGAGCGCUUUAUCGUCGCAGGGGGUCAGUUUCUCUAUCAGAAUGCGUGCGAUAUCAUCCGCAGGCGGUUCCCUCUGCUGAGAGACAAGGUGCCCAAGGGUGUGCCAGGUGCGCAUUUGGAUACGUAUAUCGCUGAUGGCACCAAGGCGGAGAGGGUCCUGGGCCUCCAGUAUCGGAGCUUGGAGGACACCUUGGUCGAUACCGUGGAGGAUCUGUUAAACAAGCAUCCGCUCUUGUCUUGA
Aspergillus lentulus is the source of this 1008-nucleotide messenger RNA. Its product is annotated as SDR family oxidoreductase. Gene Ontology annotation, molecular function: oxidoreductase activity, acting on the CH-OH group of donors, NAD or NADP as acceptor. NCBI's taxonomy places the organism in Eukaryota, Fungi, Ascomycota, Eurotiomycetes, Eurotiales, Aspergillaceae. The record is from RefSeq and is a predicted model, not a curated record.